AUGUACAGGAAAUUAGUGGUGCUCCUCCCCCUCCUGAUCCACCUGGUAGCCGGGGGUCAGAUUCAGGAUGCUGCCGAGGAGAUCGAUGUGCCGCCUGCCCACCGGGCUGCACCACCUCCGCCCCAGGCAGCUGGAGCUGCUGCUCCACCACAACCAAUGGGGCCACCAUUGGGGCCGCCACUGGGUCCUCCUGUGGGCUCUGCUCCGCCGCCGAGCUAUCCUUUGUACUACCCAGCUGCGUGGCUGCCAUUCGGACGCUUCAGCGCCUCCAUUCCCGUCCAGAUAGUCGCUGGCUGA
Drosophila biarmipes is the source of this 297-nucleotide messenger RNA. RefSeq names its product T-cell leukemia homeobox protein 3. Bases 1 to 297 code for a protein of 98 amino acids. The transcript is spliced from 2 exons. NCBI's taxonomy places the organism in Eukaryota, Metazoa, Arthropoda, Insecta, Diptera, Drosophilidae. The record is from RefSeq and is a predicted model, not a curated record.